GAAGUAUAUUGGGAGAGUGAGCCCAUAUAUAUCUCGACUUCAGAUUGGAGAUGCCUUAAGAUAUCUAUAAGAAGAUAGAUUCUUACCCUUUAAUUCUUUAUCAAAUGCAAUCGAGGAGAGGGAGAAUUGCUCCUAAUAUUGAAAUUCCAAACGUAUCCAAGUCUUUUUACUCACUUUCUCAACAACCUAUAGAUGAUAACGUCAUUAUGUCAGAUAUCGAUAAUUCACCCCCCAGAUCCUUCAUAAUCGUCACAGUCCUCAGUUUAUUGACUUAUCUCCUCUUAAACUUCAUGUGCUCUGUCUCCGAUCCCCUCGAGCCUCCCAUAGUCACAACACGCAUUCCAUACAUCGGCCAUCUCCUUGGACUUGGACGACGAAAAUUCAACUACUAUGUUGAUCUCAGCCAGAAAACACGCCUCCCAAUCCUCACAAUACGUGUUCCAGGCGCCAAAAUGUACAUUGUGAAUACACCGGAACUCAUUCAGGCCGUCCAAAAACUACACAAAAAACUAGCGUUUCCGCCAAUUUCGGCAGCGUUUGCAAAUCAACUUUGUGGGGUUAGCAAGAAAGCGAGGGAUGUAUUGGCGGUUAAUGUUAAUGGAGAUGAGGGGGAUUGGGGAUUGAAUAUGGAGGCGACACAUGUUAUGAAGAAGGCGAUGGCGCCGGGACCAGGCUUGGAUGGCAUGAAUAGGGUUAUGGUCCGGAAUGUUGCGGAGAGCUUGGAUGGAUUGAUUGGAGAGGAGAAGGAGAGUGUCAAGAUUGAACUUCAUGCGUGGUUGAGAAGUUUAAUUACCAUGGCGACAACGGAAUCAGUUUAUGGACCGAGAAAUCCUUACAGGGCCGUGGAGGUUCAGGAUAGCUUUUGGUAUUUCUCUCUGGUGACUUGUGUGAAGUUUUGAAAACUAAUCAUCGCGUUAGGGAAUUGGAGAGUCAGAUGAUGAGAUUGCUAAUCGGAAUACUCCCCUCUGUCUUUGCUCGCAAAGGUAUUGCAGCACGCGGAAGAGUCACAAAAGCUUUUGAAUCAUAUUACUCAGCAAGUGAUUUCAAGGAUGCUUCUCUGCUUGCGCAAGCUCGCCUGGAGGUCAAUAUCAAGCAUGGUGUUCCAAUCAAAGAUGUUGCCAGAUAUGAAACUGUCAUCGGAGUUGCCAUUAUUGUUAAUACCGCACCUGCUCUAUUCUGGUUGAUAUUCUUCAUCUUUUCGAACCCUGAACUCCUGGAAGAGAUACGUAGUGAGAUUGAGGCGAUUGUGGAAACAAGUAUUACCGAAGAUGGAACUGUGGUGCGAAGUCUCGAUGUCACGAAUGUGAAGACAAAAUGUCAUCUUCUAUUAUCGACCUUUCAGGAAACUCUUCGCCAUCGAUCCGCUGGGACUUCUGUCCGGAAAGUCAUGGAAGAUACUUUGCUGGAUGAUACAUGGCUACUGAAGAAAAAUUCCAUCAUUCAAAUGCCUGGUCGUGUUAUUCAUAUGGAUUCCAAAAUCUGGGGAUCAGACGUUGCAGACUUCAAUCCUCGACGAUUUCUCAAAGACGGAAAUGUCAAACGUCCCAAUCCAGCCGCAUUUCGUACAUUUGGCGGCGGCACUACUUUAUGUCCCGGUCGUCACUUUGCUACGAAUGAAAUAUUGGCCGUUGUUUCAAUGUUCGUGAUGCGAUUUGAUAUGAAGCCAGUUGAUGGAAAUUGGAAAUUGCCAAAAUCUGAUAAUACGAAUGUGACUACUGUGAUAAUGGAACCGGAUACGGAUAUUGGUGUAGUAGUAUCUCAAAGGAAAGAGGUUGGGGAUGGAAAAUGGACAUUUAAGUUGUCGGACUCUAAGACAAUAGCUUCGGUGGCUAUUGAGGAUCGUGUUGACUCAUAAUAUGCUGCACUGAAUAUUGCUGGAUUGCCGAAAAGUACUCCCAUGUUAAUGACGUCAUUACUUUGCACA
Molecule: messenger RNA, 1924 nt
Organism: Botrytis cinerea B05.10
Lineage: Eukaryota; Fungi; Ascomycota; Leotiomycetes; Helotiales; Sclerotiniaceae
Exons: 1
Coding region: 935-1855 (306 amino acids)
Molecular function (GO): monooxygenase activity; oxidoreductase activity, acting on paired donors, with incorporation or reduction of molecular oxygen; heme binding
Source: RefSeq, a predicted model, not a curated record